AUGAGUGUCGCUGGGUAUCGCCCAAUCCCCGUCGAGUUGGGGCAAGAGUCCGAGGGAUGGGAAGGGAUCGACCGCGCUGGGACCGAGGAGGUCGAAUUGGCGGGCUUGAGCCGGACAGAGGAAGGAGAGGAAGAGGCGGAAGGAGAGCAUAGUGGUCUUCUAUCUUCGUCAGCGUCUGAAGCUGAGGGUGGCGUCGAUAAGUGGGCUCUGCGGUGUCUGCUUCUCCAACACGCUUCGAGUACAUUCACGGCCGGCUCAUAUGACUUUGCGUCUUUCCUAUUCCUGAUCGAGGUCUUCAAGGAUACACUCGUACCUGCCUCGCUAGUCGGUCUACUUACUCAGCUGGCGGGACUGGUGUUCUCUGGAUAUAUGGGAGGUCUGGUGGACAAGUAUCCGAGGUUGCCUCUUGUACGAGCUACAAUAGGAGCGGAGAAGGUCUUCAAGGCUGCCAAUUAUGCUCUCUUCCUAGUCCUCUUUGGCCCACUUAUUACCAUCGCCCAACCUGCCUUUCAUGGUGAAGCACCAAUCGGCGGCGUACUGGCAACCUGGACUAUCCUACUGCUCACAAUUGCCUGCUCGACGAUGCUAGGCCUGGCGAAUACGACACUGGAGGUGGCUAUUGAGAGGGACUGGGUCAUGACGAUAGCGCAAGGUAGAGGGGAGACUCUGACCAAGCUCAAUACAUCCAUGAGGCGGAUAGAUCUCCUCUCGAAGCUUGUAUCACCUCUCUUCGUAUCAGUUCUCACUGCGACGAUCGGCUACUUCCGCACGACUUGCGCCCUCCUCGCCUGGGUCGCAGUCACAGGCGUGGUCGAGUACCUCUGGAUACAGGUCGUCUAUACGCGUUUCCCCGUCCUAGCGGAAUCACAAACUGUCCACGAACAACAAGACGGGCCGCGAAGCAGCGGAUCGAGGGCUUCAUCGCGGGCGGGACUGGGAGGAGUGAUAGGCUGGGCAAAGAGGGAGAAGAACGACUGGGCGGAGUUUGUGCAAUUACCCAUCUUCUGCAGCUCGGUCGCUAUCGCCGCGAUCUACCUCACAACCCUAUCAUAUGACGGGACAUUUAUUGCGUAUAUCAAAGCUGCAAGAGGGUACGACGACACCUUUAUCGCCAUCAUGCGCGGCAUCUGCGUCCUCACCGGCCUCCUCGGCACAUUCCUCAUGCCCCACCUCGAGCGUCUGAUCGGCCUCGAACGCGCCGGCGCCUGGUCCAUCUCGUUCGAGCUCGCCUGCCUCGCCCCGACCGUCCUGGCGUUCUUUUACGGGACGGGCGCGUACGGAACGAAGGGGGCUGUCUGGAACGAGGUACUUUUGUUUGGGGGGAUAGCGGCGAGUCGGGUCGGACUGUGGAGCUUUGAUCUAUGCCAGCUCAAAGAACUGCAGCAGUCCCUUGCGGACCAUCCGAACCGGAAUCGCCUGACCGCUCUCCAGAUCUCGCUCCAAAACUCGUUCAAUCUCCUCAAGUACGCCUUGACCCUUGCUGCGGCCACCCCGCGCGAGUUCAAGUGGACGGCGCUGGUCAGCUGGAUUGCUGUCGCUGCGGGCACGGGGAGCUAUGCGCUUUAUCUGAGGAAAGUGAGGGGGCAUCUGUUACAUCUGGAAUGGUUCAGGAAGAGACGGUAG
Messenger RNA from Dioszegia hungarica, 1623 nucleotides. Its product is annotated as Ferroporti-1. Bases 1 to 1623 code for a protein of 540 amino acids. Gene Ontology annotation, cellular component: membrane. Lineage: Eukaryota; Fungi; Basidiomycota; Tremellomycetes; Tremellales; Bulleribasidiaceae. The record is from RefSeq and is a predicted model, not a curated record. Gene Ontology annotation, biological process: iron ion transmembrane transport. Gene Ontology annotation, molecular function: iron ion transmembrane transporter activity. The transcript has 11 exons.